UCCCUCCUCCUCUUCUGUCUUUGCUCCAUUCCUGUGGAUUUGUCCAUGCAAGGUCUGGCCGGCUCCGACCUUUCAUCCAAGCUAGCCUGAAACCCUCACCAUGGCUAGCUUUUGGGAUAAUCUCAAAUUCUGCCUUCUCCUCCAAACCGUCUGCUUCUCCCUGGCUCAGUUUCAAGGUCCACCAGGGGAACCUGGGCCGAGAGGCCCCCCAGGUCCUCCAGGCAUUCCAGGAGCGGAUGGCAUUGAUGGUGAUAAAGGCCCGCCAGGAGCAGCAGGGAGCCCUGGGACCAAAGGAGAACCGGGUCUCCCAGGUUCAGAUGGCCCACCAGGGAAGCCUGGGAUUGAUGGUCUAACAGGGGCAAAAGGAGAACCAGGUCCUGCUGGGAGACCAGGCCCUAAAGGCCAGCCUGGACUUGUUGGGCCACCAGGACUCCCAGGGCCUUCCUUGCCAGGACCUCCUGGUACUGCAGGCCAAGUUGGACUUCCAGGAGAAAUUGGGGCUCUGGGACCCAAGGGCUUCCGUGGACCUGAUGGACCACGAGGUCCUCCAGGACCUCCUGGGAAGCCGGGCCCUGUUGGUCGCAUCCAAGGAGUUGAAGGCAGUGCAGAUUUCCUGUGCCCAACGAAUUGCCCACCUGGACCCAAAGGACCUCAGGGGUUACAGGGCUUAAAGGGACACAGAGGCCGCCCUGGAGUCCUGGGGGAACCUGGAAGACAAGGCCGGCCGGGCCCGAAGGGUGACAUCGGCCUCUCUGGAGAACAAGGCAUUCCUGGCCCUCCCGGUCCCCAAGGUCUGAGGGGAUAUCCAGGAAUGGAAGGGCCCAAAGGAGAAACGGGUCCCCGUGGCUAUAAAGGCAUGAUAGGAACCAUUGGCGCUGCAGGGCCUCCGGGCGAAGAAGGUCCCAGGGGACCACCUGGGCAGGCUGGCGAGAAGGGAGACCUUGGUGCCCGUGGUUUCAGGGGGCCUCAAGGAGAUAUUGGGCCCAAAGGAGCAAAUGGUCUUCCGGGCAUUGAUGGUAAAGAUGGUACCCCUGGCAUUCCAGGAGUAAAGGGGAAUGCAGGGCAACCAGGACUACCGGGUCCCCAAGGGCACCGUGGAUUAGCGGGCUUGCCAGGCACCCCUGGAACCAAAGGUGGCCCCGGAGACAAGGGUGAACCCGGAGGACGUGGGCUGCGAGGUUCAUCGGGGGCACCUGGGAAAAUGGGUGAACCUGGACCUUCUGGAGAAGUGGGACCUCAGGGGGUUGCUGGCGUGAAGGGAGAUCGGGGUGAGAGGGGCCCAGUGGGUCCUCCAGGACUGCAAGGGAGAGUGGGCCCGAAAGGGGAACAAGGACCGCCAGGAAUUCCAGGUCCGCAAGGUCUCCCAGGAGUUAAAGGUGACAAGGGCUUCCCAGGAAAAAUCGGAUCCAAAGGUGACAUUGGAGAUCCUGGAGUUGAAGGCCUUCCUGGAGAGAAAGGGGAGAAAGGUGAAUCAGGGGAGCCUGGACCGAAAGGACAGCCAGGUGUCCGUGGAGAACCUGGUUUCCCUGGACCGACUGGGGACGCAGGGGCGCCUGGUGUCAGAGGCUUCCCAGGGCCACCUGGCCCUCGAGGACUCGGUGGGGAGAGAGGCGUACCUGGCAUGCCUGGACCUCAAGGGGCUCCGGGGAGGGACACAGGAGACCAGCACAUUGUGGAUGUGGUCUUGAAAAUGUUGCAAGAGCAACUGGCUGAGUUAGCCGUGAGUGCCAAAAGAGCUGCCUUAGGUGGGGCAGGUGUGAUGGGACCACCUGGACCACCAGGACCACCUGGGCCUCCUGGUCAACAAGGGCCACAUGGACACACGGGCUCUCGUGGCAUCCCAGGGAUCAUCGGAGCUCCAGGACAGAUUGGCAAUACUGGACCCAAAGGAAAGAGGGGUGAGAAAGGAGAGCAGGGAGAACCAGGCCGUGGACAUCAAGGGAUGCCAGGGCCACCAGGUAUACCAGGUCUUCCUGGUCGUCCUGGCCAUGCCAUCAAUGGCAAGGAAGGAGAACGAGGUUUCCCAGGUAAUCCAGGAGAAGCUGGGCGGCCUGGUUUACCUGGGCCCUCUGGUCUUCCUGGGUUCUGCGAAGCGGCCGCCUGCCUAGGAGCUUCUGCCUAUGCUUCAGCUCGGAUGACCGAACCAGGUGCUGUCAAGGGACCAUCGUACUAAAUGUUGCCAGUGGAACAUUCUGGUGUAAACUGGACUUUUUCAAGUCAACGAAAGCUCCAUCGUUGGCAUUAAGGGACCAACACACCAGAGCUUGGGGGGCAAAGAGAUGGGGGACCACCUAACAAAACAACUCCUUUGGGAUGAGAAACCUCUACCUAUUACUUGGGCAUCAACCUAUCCCUUCAUACUUUGCUGGUGAGAAGGCAACACUUGACCACUGUGAGUAGCUUAUCUCCAGCUGAAUGAAAAGGCACCCAAAGGGAGUUACGGAGAGGGAAAACCCAUCAGUAAUUUGGAUAUUGGAAACUUCUCACUAUUGGACUCCAGUUCUUUUGAAAUGCCUCCUCCACACUUGGCAUGAAAAUAGGCAUGUUUUUCACCAGAGUAUGAUGUCGCCAAUCAUUUUGUAAUGGGGAGAAGGAAGGAGUAUUUUGUCUUUUAUCUUGGUUCCAAGUCGCAUUGUUAUUUUUAUUUUCAUGUUCCAGAGUCCCAUUCUUUUCUAUUAUGUCACCAGUUUAGGGUGUUUUAUGAAAUAGUACCAUGCUGAGAAGUUCUGUGAAUUAAAUCCCUUGAAAUAACUGCCAAUAUUCUACAUCAGCUGCUUAGUUAUGUAUAUUUAACUAAGUGAUAUCUUCUGGCCCAGCUCUCCCAGCCCAUCUCAAAAGCCACCAGUUGCAUCAAGUAAAGGAGGCCUGUUCAACUGCUGAUCGAGGUACAAGAACAAGUCCUACUUCUGAUUGUUGCAGCCUUGCUUUUGGGUGAGAGGUAACUGAAAAAAUUCUUUACCUUUUGUUCCUUGGCAAUUGAACAGCUCUUCUUCAUACAUGAGGCUACUGGUCAUUAAGGUAGGCUUGGGAGUGGCAUUUAUAUAGUCUUACAGUAAGACUAUAUAGAUUUACCAAAAAAGGAAUAGGUUAUGGAUCCAGAACUCUAGGUUAUGUCCCUCUUCUUCUUGGUUAAAAUUUCUCUUUGACUUCUUGGAUCUUGUGGAAGAGAUCUCUGGUUCUUCCUUUUAUGUUGUUGGCUUAUAUUUCUUUGCAUUGAUUGUUGCAAUAAUUCUCUUUAUUGUGCAGUACUUGUUGAACAGUUGCAGUCUUAGUUCUGAUUUUGUUCCUCUCUCUCUUUUUCUUUUACUUCUCAUCUUUCUUUUCUGCUUGAAGCAUUUCAUCUG
Molecule: messenger RNA, 3344 nt
Organism: Sceloporus undulatus (fence lizard)
Lineage: Eukaryota; Metazoa; Chordata; Lepidosauria; Squamata; Phrynosomatidae
Gene: COL9A2
Product: collagen type IX alpha 2 chain
Exons: 32
Coding region: 101-2173 (690 amino acids)
Source: RefSeq, a predicted model, not a curated record